Messenger RNA from Rhododendron vialii, 735 nucleotides. RefSeq lists its product as uncharacterized. The transcript has a single exon. Lineage: Eukaryota; Viridiplantae; Streptophyta; Magnoliopsida; Ericales; Ericaceae. The record is from RefSeq and is a predicted model, not a curated record. Bases 1 to 564 code for a protein of 187 amino acids.
AUGCAUAAGCAGAGAUCAGACAUUGCUCACAGAGCAUGGAACAUCCUCCGUCUAGCCUUGUUAUGGGCAAGAAAAGGUGGUUUAUUCAGGAAGAGACUCGUGAUGGACCUACUACGUCUCUUCCCCAAGUUCCUAAAAACCCUCGGACACUCCACCAAACGGGACGCAAUCCACUAUGGAGAGCGUGAGCUCUCCUUCGAAAACACCCCCAUUAUCAACAUCAAGAUGCACCGCCCAUCGUCAAUGCGAUUCCGGAUGCCUCGGAUCCCAUGCAUAACCCCACGUGGUGACUUUGACUACGAUAGCGAGUUCAAGGAUGAUAAUGAUGAUAAUUUUUUGAGUUAUUGUAGUGAUGGAGGAGCGAGAAAGACUAUCAUGAUGGGAGGCGACGACGAAGACAAUGAAGAUAAUGUAUGUGAAGUUUGUGAAGCAAUAAUUCCAGUUGAUGAAGGGAUUGAUAUCAAGGCAGACCAGUUCAUAGCUAAAUUCUACGAGCAAAUGAAGCUGCAGAGACAGAUAUCACAUCUCCAGUACAAUGAGAUGCUCAAUAGAAGCACAGGUUGAUCAUGGAAAUAGCGCCUGAGCACCUCCGAUUUCAUUCUUCUGCUUUUACACCCCAUAAAAUUUUGGCCUUCUCGGGCUUGGAUACAUGUAUACAAGCGCAUAUUUUGUAAAAGAGGCAUUGCAGAAUUUCUGGGAGUACGUUUGGUUGAGUAAUCAAAUUUCUUAAAUAAA